Messenger RNA from Penicillium hordei, 700 nucleotides. Its product is annotated as 40S ribosomal eS30 domain-containing protein. Gene Ontology annotation, molecular function: structural constituent of ribosome. Gene Ontology annotation, biological process: translation. The transcript has 3 exons. The record is from RefSeq and is a predicted model, not a curated record. Gene Ontology annotation, cellular component: ribosome; cytosolic small ribosomal subunit. The annotation marks the transcript as partial. NCBI's taxonomy places the organism in Eukaryota, Fungi, Ascomycota, Eurotiomycetes, Eurotiales, Aspergillaceae.
CACUCGCUAAGCCGCCCCACACAGGUCGCACUCCCAAUUUUGCACUCCCAAUCGAGAUUCAAGAAUCGCUUCAUCACCAAACCACUUCCAUCUCCCGUUCAUCAACGUCAAUCAUCCAACAUGGGUAAGGUUCACGGCUCUCUCGCCCGUGCCGGUAAGGUCAAGGCUGCCACUCCUAAGGUCGAGCCCCAGGAGAAGAAGAAGAACCCCAAGGGUCGCGCCUACAAGCGUAUUCUUUACACUCGCCGUUUCGUCAACGUUACCAUGACCGGUGGCAAGCGCAAGAUGAACCCCAACCCCGGCCAAUAGAUUAUUCAAGUCGUUAAAACAACCACCUGAGCCGCGAUCGGCUAGUCGAGUUCUACGAUGAAAAUCUUCGCAUGACCACGGCACGACCACGGCCCAAACGAACGAAAGCACACCAGAUACGGCUGGUACUUGUACGGAUGAUAUCACGCUUCUUCGUCUUCACUUGAAUUUUUUUUUUGCUGGCAAUGGGUUUUUUUUGGAGGUUGAUUCGCGGAAAUGGAUGAAUACCCAUGGCGGUCUGAGGAUGGAAAGCUGUGGCUGGAUGUGAGCUGUCUACGGGCAGUUCUCGCAGGCUAGACUUCAGAGUCACUUUUCGACUCAUUUAAUAGGCUGUUUCAUGAAUUGCAUUUCCGAUCCAGAGAUGGACUCUGCCUCUUUUCCCAUGCUUUUC